AUGAGCCACCCAUCCUCUCAGCCGAAAGAAACAUUGAAUGAGAGCGAUGCCUACCGAUCCCAUGGACAGCAGCCACGGCGUAACUCAUUCACUCCAUCUGUGCGGCGCGAGCGACCACAGCUACGCUCAUCUCCGCUCGCCGGCGCAUCCUACUCGACAGAUGGGGCUGGUAAUGUCGUGGAACACACAAGCGCACUCGAAGAAGAGAUCGCAUGCAGACGAUCCAUGCUGCCCGGAAUAAACACCGAUGACCUUGCAAGACUUGCCAUGUUGUCGCCGUCUACUCCCGCCUUGUCCUAUUCUUCAUCCUCAAGCCCCUCUCGUCAAGGCAGCAUCGAGCUAAACCCAGAACAUCAGGGACCCCGACGCGCCCGCCCCUCGUUCAUAUCCUUGGCGCCGCAAAAGAGCUAUGAAUCACUUGCACCUCCUACUCCCACCUCGCCUACCCUACGCGCCAGACAUUCAUCGCCACACCUCGCCGUCGAAGCAAAGUCGAGCCCACCACAUCCCACCCCCACCUCGUCCGCCGGUCCCGGAACUGCAAACUGGAUGACAGCGGCGCCUAGCCCUUCGUUCUCUCGGGUAGCCGCUCGCGGUUCUGGAGUUAUACUGCCAGUCAAGGCGUCGAGUCGGGCAGGACAGCAGAUCAGAAUGAGGUCGAACCCGAGCCGACCUGCGACAAGCGCGGUUUUGUCGAGUGCUGAGCCCCAAAGUCUGCCGAAGCCCCAGUCGCUGAACUCGUUCCGGUCAAUGAGUCGGCUUCUUCGGGUGAACGGGGCAACCGAUAACGACAAGGACGUCCUGACGGUGCCAUAUUCGCGCCCGUCUCCGGGGUGUCAACCGGGAGCAAGCUCCUUCAGAUCGGGAGUGGCUCAUGAAGAGGUCGAAUCUCACCAGCAUGCACCUCAUUCGUCUGAUCCUGUGACACCCAACAGUUCGACUAGCUAUGAGCAACGACCUGUGCCUGCGGUGGCGGAGUCAUCCCGGUUCUCUGAAGACGCAGAGAUGGAAGGUACACAAGUACAGCUCAAGCUCGAAAGCGAAGGGAGACAGAACCGGGUGAAACGGCUAUGGUCGAAAGUUCGGAGAUGGCGCGGACACUGA
Messenger RNA from Rhizoctonia solani, 1104 nucleotides. RefSeq lists its product as uncharacterized. The record is from RefSeq and is a predicted model, not a curated record. Bases 1 to 1104 code for a protein of 367 amino acids. The transcript is spliced from 2 exons. Lineage: Eukaryota; Fungi; Basidiomycota; Agaricomycetes; Cantharellales; Ceratobasidiaceae.